AUGAAAGUGGCAACAGUGCAUUGCAUAAUAUUUGGUUAUGUAUAUUCUCCCUACUCAACCCCUCUCUGUUUAUUCUUUUCUUUCUGAAGUCGCGUUAAAUGUGGAUUGUAGGUUACUGUUCUGUGAUUGUAGGCGCUCACUGAUCAUGGCAGCAGGUCCUACUAACCUUGCAAAUUCUGAUAAUUUAAAUACAAAAAAUGGUAACUUUAUUUGCGGGGUUAUAGAGGGUUUCUAUGGCAGACCAUGGACAACGGAGCAAAGGAAAGAUUUAUUUCAAAAAUUGAAGAAAUGGGGCUUAGAUUCGUACGUAUAUGCCCCAAAAGAUGAUUACAAGCACAGAGCGUACUGGCGGGAGUUGUACACAGUGGAAGAAGCCGAGCAUCUAACCGGCUUGAUUUCUGCGGCCAAAGAACACAAUGUUACAUUUUAUUACGCGUUAUCGCCCGGUUUAGAUGUAACCUAUAGUAGUACAAAAGAAAUAACAGCCUUAAAAAGAAAAUUAGAACAAGUAGCACAAUUUGGUUGUACGGCAUUUGCGUUAUUAUUCGAUGAUAUUGAACCGGAAAUGUCCGAGGCCGAUAAGGAGAUAUUCCAAUCGUUUGCUCAUGCACAAGUUUCUGUUACAAAUGAAAUUUAUCAACAUUUAGGUCAACCCAAGUUUCUAUUGUGUCCUACGCAGUAUUGUGAAUCGCGAGCGAUGCCAAAUGUUACCAACUCCGAGUAUUUAAAUACGCUAGGUUCAAAACUUGCACAAGAAAUCGACGUAAUGUGGACUGGUCCCAAAGUAGUUUCGAGGAUAUUAACAGCCGAUUCAAUACAGAAGAUUACAGAUGUCCUACGGAGACCUCCAGUUAUUUGGGAUAAUAUUCAUGCGAAUGAUUAUGACCAAAAAAGAGUAUUUUUAGGACCGUACUCGGGGAGAUCGCCUGAUUUGAUUCCUAAGCUACGAGGUGUAUUGACUAAUCCUAACUGUGAAUAUGGUGCCAAUUUUAUUGCCAUACACACACUUUCGCAAUGGUCACGGUGCAAUGUAAAUGGACAGAGAGAUUUAACUCUGAAUGACACCGUAUCAGCAGAUAUUAAACUUGAGACUGAAACUGAAGACGGUUUAUCCGGUGAAGACGUCCCUGCGACCUUAUCCCCAAACAUGUACCAUCCAAGACUGGCACUUCGAAACGCUAUUAAAGAAUGGCUACCGGAAUUUUCAAGGCAAAAAGCUGCAUGGGGCCCAAUCGCAAAACCUCAACCGGCCAUAACAGGUAACAAAGAAACAGUUGUACCUGUCCCUAUAAUACCCUCGAUCAAUACAUGUAUGAGUCUUACCACUACGACCACGACAACGUCGAGUGGUAUUGCUGCCACUCCUAUAGUUAAUACUACACAGUUGCAAGCCUUAGCAGAAGUGUGUAGUACCGUAACCGUGUCUGGUAGUGAUAGUCUUGUAAACCCCAUUCCGGCUCCCGUAAUGAAUUCUUUAGUAUCUGAAACGAAAGUAGUGUGUAACGAGUCCAUUCCGAAUCCUAUAACACCAGUGCCGAUACCGAUUCUUCCAUCAGAUUCUUCUAAGAGUAUAACAAUUUUAAACGGCGCCCACGUCAAGAUAGAUAAAGAGAAAUUGUUGGGGAAACAUAAAAAAUGUGACCAAAAUGGUGAUAGUAAGGACGAGGAGGAAGGAAGUAAGAUAGAUACCCUGCCGAAAGAUGAAGUGUCCAUGAAUACGGAUAGUAGUACUGAAUGUAACGAUUCUAGUCUAAGUCCCUCGGAACCGAUGGACUGCAAUAGUACACCAAAUGCUUCACCUUCACAUCUCAAUAAAUGCUGUAGUUCAAAUGAAGAUGUCGCUAUGAUAGAAACUUCUACGUCAAGCGGAAGUAUGCAGAUUGAAGCCAGUGACGCUCUAAAUAAUCAAAUCAAUGCAGAAAAUGAAAACACUAGGUAUUUUGGAGGUGUUACUAGUAUGAUAAUUACAGUAAUUCUUUUUAGAAAGGAAUGCGAGUUAACAGUGGAAGAUUUGUCGCUUUUGUGCGACCUGUUUUAUUUGCCUUUUGAACAUGGAGGACAAGGUCUGCAAUUACUACAGGAAUUUAAUUGGCUCAAAUCAAAUGCCCCGUUAGUUAUGACUUCUGGCGCAAUCAAAAAUAAAUCUCAACCUGAAGUGCAAGAAUGGUUCACGCGAGCGGAUAAAAUGAACGAAAUGGCGCAAGCCGUCAACCGCCUGUUCCAACAUUUAAGUGGAUGCAAUAACAGAGAGCUGCUAUACGAUUUAUACGCCUACGUGUGGGAUAUUCGUGGCGUAAUAUCACUGUUGAACUCGUACAUCAAAUGGCUGGCUGGAGGCCAGUUUCCUGCAUCUAUGCCAUCCUACACCCAGGGGAAUUACACAUGGUUCUCAAAGGGUUGGAAGGAAACAUUUAUGAGCGGUGAACAGGAGCCUUGGGUAUUCCGGGGGGGACUAACAGCAGAUCUUCAACGACUCAUACCAGUUGAUUCCGGAAAUGACUUGUUUAUCUACAAAGCGCCAGAUGUCCCUACAUGUCGAGUGUAUACAAUUCGUCCGUACACUACGCAAGAUGAACGUCGUGUUUAUGAUGUGUGCACCCGUACUUGUAAAGAUGGUUUAGAAGAUGCCCACCCUUAUCCUGAAGAUCUAAAGGAUUUAAACGCCGAUUGUAUAGUUGGUCCAUACUUAACUUUACAUCCAGAGUUUUGUAUGGUAGUUGAAGAUGAGACUGGUGUAGUAGGUUACGCAUGCGCCGCUCUAGACUAUAAGAAGUUUAGGGUAAAAGAAGAGGUCGCAUGGAUACCAGACAUGUGCUUAAAAUAUCCAAUGCAAGACUCUCACUGUGAUCUUUCAAAAUUAGCACAGGAAAGUCUGUCGUAUUUGCAUAAUUACAAAGAUAAAUUGUAUGUGUCAAGUUCCACGCAUCCUUCUAGUAUGACAUGCAGUUUAUUGCCGUCAGUGUUGGAUCAGUCAGUGAGCAAACGAUUGGUCACAUGCCUAUUGGCAGCAUUACGAGCGAAUGGCUCAUUUGGUGUACAUGUCGUUAUGAACACAAUGGAUAAUUACACACACGCAUUCUACGGAAAGUUGGGUUUUGUUGAGAACACGCACGACGCUUUAAAAGGUAAAAUUGUGAUGGGACGCACUUUUUAGGCAUUAGCAUUUUGACUGACAAUUUAAUUUUACUACUCCUAAUUUUGUAUAUAGCUCGUAAUUAUUUUGUAAUAUGUACUAUAAGAUAUACUUAUUAAAUAAUGACGGAUAUGUAAUUUAAUAUCAUAUACAUAGUAGUUAUAAGGUCGUUUUGAUAUUUAAAAGAUAAACUAGGCAACUGCAUUUUGAAUUUACUGUUAAUUAUCUUUAGUUUUGUAAUAAAUACAAUUUUGAUGUAGUGUUAUCAAAAUGCUGUUGUUAGAGUAUAACUUAAUUAUAAAAUAAAAUUUUUGUGGAAAUUGGCCGACGUUGGGAUUGAA
Photinus pyralis (common eastern firefly) is the source of this 3474-nucleotide messenger RNA. Its product is annotated as protein O-GlcNAcase-like. Gene Ontology annotation, biological process: glycoprotein metabolic process. Gene Ontology annotation, molecular function: beta-N-acetylglucosaminidase activity. The record is from RefSeq and is a predicted model, not a curated record. Lineage: Eukaryota; Metazoa; Arthropoda; Insecta; Coleoptera; Lampyridae. The transcript is spliced from 14 exons. Bases 38 to 3154 code for a protein of 1038 amino acids.